AUGCUUCCCAAGCUUGCAACUUUAGUGCUUGCGCCCGCAUUGGCGAAUGGCGUUGCUGUCGCGGCCGAGCCCUUGUAUAAGAAGCCCGUCAACAUCCCCGGUUACGGCUACGUGCAGGGAAAGGCUGCUGUCAACUCCAGCGUGUCCGAGUACAUUUCCAACUGGGAGAACAUCUCUUUCUUUGGAGGUAUUCCUUUCGGCGCUGAUACUUCGGGCGUAAACCGUUGGCGUGAUCCCCAGCCUGCUGAGCCCUGGAACGGCACUCUCAAUGCAACUGAAUUCGGCGCCAUCUGCCCUAUCACUCUCUCUAUCCUGGCGGAUUACGCCCAGAGCGAAGAUUGCCUCAACCUCAACAUCUGGACCCCUGCUACCUCGCCUGACGAGAAGCUUCCUGUGGCCAUCUGGAGCUAUGGCGCCGGAACGGCACCCCCGCAAACCACCUACAACGGUGCAGGUGUGGCUGACAAGGGGAUCAUCUUCGUCUCCUACAACUACCGCAACGGUGUGUUUGGCUUCAUGGCGCACCCGGAGCUGACUGAGACCAACGGCCGCAACGCCUCAGGCAACUGGGGUGUCCUUGACCAGUAUGCAGCGGUCAAAUGGGUCCACGAGAACAUUGCGGCCUUCGGUGGUGACCCGGAUCAUAUUUCCGUGAUCGGCCAGUCGUUCGGCGCUGCGGCCACCUACCACAUUGUGAACAGCGAGUUGACUGCUGAUCUGGGUAUCGUCAACGCUAUCUCUGAGUCUGGUGUUCACUCUCCCAAUGACCCCAACACUGGUGUCUUCGAGUGCGCCUACACUACCUUGGAUGAUGCCGAGACCAUGGGUGAGGAAAUUAUUUCCUCCCUUAACGUCAGCUCCAUUGCCGAAGCCCGCUCCAUUGACACUACCACCCUGCUCGACUCGACCAGCACCUACAGUCUGGAGGUGAAGCCUGUUCUCGACUACUACGCCAUCCCGUCCAAGUACAUCAACACUCUUGAGAAGGGUGCCGGCAACAAGGUCCCCUACAUUACCGGAAACAACGCCAACGAGGAUGGAGCCUCCGCCACAGUCAGCACCACCGCUGGUGAACAGGAGGACCAGAUCGUCCGUGACAUGUUCCGCGUCAGUAGCUGGCAGUACAUGAACGGCUUCUCCAACUCUGCCGACCAGGUUGACACCUACACCUACUACUGGAACUACGGUAGCGCUGCCCAUGCCUCUGAGAUUGUCUACGUCUUGAACAACCUGUGGGCCCAGGGUGAGGACUACUCCGAGGAGGACUACUACGUGGCCAAUGUCAUGAGCAGCUACUGGGCCAACUUCAUGAAGACCGGUAACCCCAACACCGGCGGUUCCUACAACAAUGGAACCCUCCCUGCCAAGUGGAAUGCCAACUCUCCGUCUAAGAACGAGACUUUCUUGGUCGGUGCUGUGUACGAGACCAUGGAUACUGCUGCGACUGAGCGUGUCCAGUUGAUCCUGGAUUACUUUGCCGCCCAGACUCCUUACUAG
This is a messenger RNA of Aspergillus costaricaensis CBS 115574, 1497 nucleotides long. RefSeq names its product carboxylesterase. Lineage: Eukaryota; Fungi; Ascomycota; Eurotiomycetes; Eurotiales; Aspergillaceae. Bases 1 to 1497 code for a protein of 498 amino acids. The transcript has 2 exons. The record is from RefSeq and is a predicted model, not a curated record.